AGCAUCAAGAGGAUGUGAGAUUCAGCCGCAUCUCUUCCGCCCAUCCCCUCCUGCCAGCUGCCGCUGUCAGUAGCCGGGCUGUAGUGGUGAUGCUGCUCCCUGGUGUGUAGAGGAGGAGAGAGAGCGUGUCCGCUGCCCAAUGACAGCGCAGGUUGCUGAGAGACGCUGCUGGGGUGAAUGGAGGCGACAAGAUGCCGUCUAGAUUGGCGAAGAAAGAAAGGAAUUAACAUCGAUCAAGAUCUGACUUUGAUGUGCACAACCUUUUAAAGCAUGAAAUAAAUCACCCAUGUACGGUUCAGAGAGUCAGAGCAGCCUCAUUUCAGCGCCCUCCCGUUAAGGACCCUCUGGUGGCUCCACCGCUGACUCACAGGACAUGUACGGCAGUGCCAGAGCUGUAGGCCAUAUAGAGAGCAGCCCCGCACGGUCCCCGCGCCUGCCAAGGUCCCCCAGAUUGGGCCAUCGGAGGGCCAACAGCGGGGGUGGGGGCGGUGCGGGGGGCAAGACGCUCUCCAUGGAGAACAUCCAGUCCCUCAACGCUGCUUACGCCACCUCAGGUCCCAUGUACCUGAGUGACCAUGAGGGCGUGGGCUCCACUGCCACCUACCCAAAAGGCACUAUGACUCUGGGUCGCGCCACCAGCCGGGCCAUGUAUGGGGGGCGCGUCACAGCCAUGGGGAGCAGUCCCAACAUUGCUUCAGUGGGGCUGCCUCACCAUGCUGACCUGCUGUCUUACAGUGACCUGGGCUCCCUCUCCAUGCUGCACCACCAUCACCACCACCAGGGGGUGCCCUCUGCCCUGCUGAGGCAGGCGGUGCGGGGCAGUGGGGGGGAGCUGCUGGAGAUGCAGGCCCAGCUCAGGGACACGCAGAGGGAGAAUGAUUUGCUGCGCAGAGAGCUUGACCUGAAGGACAGUAAGUUGGGGUCUUCCACCAACAGCAUCAAGAGCUUCUGGAGCCCUGAGCUGAAGAAAGAGAGAAUCAUGAGGAAAGAGGAGGCCGCCCGCACUUCCAUCCUGAAGGAGCAGAUGAGAGUCACUCAUGAGGAGAACCAGCUGCUGGAGUCAAGGAGAACUAAGCAUCUCCAGAUGACCAUCCAGGCUCUGCAAGAUGAGCUGCGGACACAGCGAGACCUGAACCACCUGCUGCAGCAGGAGAGCGGUAACCGCUCUGCCUCUGACCACUUUACCACCAUUGAGCUGACAGAGGAGAACUUCCGUCGGCUGCAGGCCGAGCAUGACAGACAGGCCAAGGAGCUGUUCCUGCUCAGAAAGACCCUGGAGGAGAUGGAGCUGAGGAUCGAGACCCAGAAGCAGACGCUGGGUGCCAGGGACGAGUCCAUCAAGAAGCUGCUGGAGAUGCUGCAGAGCAAAGGGCUUACCUCUGGCAGAGUGUCGGAGGAGGAGGAACAGGAGAGAGCGAGGCGCAUUGCUGAGGCAGAGGCUCAGCUUGGACACCUGGAGGUCAUCCUGGAUCAGAAGGAGAAGGAGAACAUCCAUCUGCGAGAGGAACUGCACAGAAGAAAUCAGCUACAUCAGGAUCCAGGCAAAACCAAGGCCCUGCAGACCAUCAUAGAGAUGAAAGACACCAAAAUUGCCUCUCUGGAGCGCAACAUUCGGGAUCUGGAGGAUGAGAUCCAAAUGCUGAAGGCGAAUGGAUUACUGAACACAGAGGACAGAGAGGAAGAAAUCAAACAGAUGGAGGUCUACAAGAACCACUCUAAGUUUAUGAAGACCAAGAUUGACCAGCUAAAGCAGGAGCUGUCCAAAAAGGAGUCAGAACUGCUGGCUCUGCAGACAAAACUAGAAACCCUCAACAACCAGAACUCCGACUGCAAACAGCACAUCGAGGUGCUCAAAGAGUCUCUCACUGCCAAAGAACAACGUGCUGCCAUUCUGCAAACAGAGGUUGAUGCUCUGCGUCUGCGUCUGGAGGAGAAGGAGUCCUUUCUGAACAAGAAAACCAAGCAGCUGCAGGACCUGACAGAAGAGAAGGGCACUCUCGCUGGAGAAAUAAGGGACAUGAAGGACAUGUUGGAGGUCAAAGAAAGGAAGAUCAACGUCCUGCAGAAGAAGAUUGAGAACCUGCAGGAGCAGCUGCGGGACAAAGACAAGCAGCUGGGAAACCUGAAGGACAGGGUUAAGUCUCUGCAGACCGACUCCAGUAACACAGACACUGCCCUGGCCACCCUGGAGGAGGCGCUGUCAGAGAAGGAGAGGAUUAUUGAGCGUUUAAAGGACCAAAGAGAGAGGGAAGACAGAGAACGUCUAGAAGAAGUGGACUCGUAUAAAAAGGAAAACAAGGAUCUGAAGGAGAAGGUCAACAGCCUGCAGAUAGAGUUAACUGAUAAAGAGUCGAGUCUCAUCGAUUUGAAGGAACAUGCUUCAUCUCUGGCGUCUUCUGGCCUGAAGAAAGAUUCAAAGCUGAAGUCGCUGGAGAUCGCCAUCGAGCAGAAAAAAGAGGAGUGUAGUAAGUUGGAGACGCAGUUGCAGAAGCAAGCUGAGCAGCUUUUCAGUCACAUGAACAAUCCUAAAGCCCACGAGGUGGAUCAUCAAUCGGGCUCCAGAGGAAACCCGGAGUACGUGGACCGAGUGAAGCUGCUGGAGAAGGAGGUGAGCUACUACAAGGACGAGGCUAACAAGGCUCAGACGGAGACGGAGAGACUCCUGGACAUCCUGCGAGAGGUGGAGACGGAAAAGAAUGAUAAGGACAAGAAGAUCGCUGAGUUGGAAAGCCCCCCUCCCUCUCUCCCUCGCCCUACCCCUCGUCCCGGUGGCAGAGCUCCCCCUGACCCGCUCCCUUCUGUGUCCGCUGCUCCUCAGCAGAUAGGGGGCAUGGUGUGGGAUUUCCUGGGAAAACAAGGAGGCAAAGACCUGACAAAGAAGGGGCCAAACAUCAAACUGGGACCACAAGGGGACAAGAAAGGUUUAGGACAAGACCUUCGUAAGGAUGGCACCAUGGAUGGUGGCCACCACUCAAAGUUGGAGGAGCUGAUGAGCACUCUGGAGAGGACGAGGCAGGAGCUGGAUUCCACCAAGCAGCGUCUCUCCUCCACACAGCAGUCGCUGCAGGAGAGGGACACACACCUCACCAACAUGAGACAAGAUCGCAGGAAACAGCUGGAGGAGAUCUUAGAAAUGAAGCAACAAGCUCUGCUGGCAGCCAUCAGUGAGAAAGACGCUAAUAUUGCACUACUGGAACUUUCUGCCUCCAAUAAAAAGAAGACCCAGGAUGAAGUGCUGUCCCUCAAGAGGGAGCGGGACAAACUGAUGCACCAGCUCAAACAGCACCUUCAAGUCAUGUCAGGUAUUCAAGGAGUCAAGUCUCAAACACAGAGUCGAAUGAAGCUGAUCGCAGACAACUAUGAAGACGAGCAGUAUCACCCACACGGUCCUCACCACCCACAGCCGCAGCCCGCCCACGCACAGCCUCAGCCCCAGCCCCAGUACCCCCAUGCUCCCCACGCCCAGCAGACUCCAUACUCACACACCAUGCAUCCACAACAUCAACAGCACCCACAGGCCCCCGCACAGCACCCGCACCCACAGCAGCCACAACCCCAGUACCCACACCCUGCCCACUCGCAGCACCCCCAGCAACACCCCCAGCAACACCCCCAGCAACACCCCCAGCAACAUCCCCAGCAACAUCCCCAGCAACAUCCUCAGCAACACCCCCAGCAACAUCCCCAACCACCUCCCCAGCACCAACAGCAUCAACAACAACAGCACCCACGUCCCCAACAGCCCCAGCACCCUCACCAGCAGCACCCACAGCAUCCUCAGCAGCACCCACAUGGACAUCCUCCACAGCAGCACCCUCACCCACAGCACCCACAUGGCCCUGCGCAACAAGGACCCCAUCCACAACAUCCACAUCCCCAGCAUCCUCAGCACCCACAGCACCCACACCAUGCCCAGCAUCCACGUCACCCGUCGCCCCAUCAUCGUGGAGGGCCUGCCAGAGGACCCCCGCACGCUGGUCACCGUCCCAACCAGGACCAGGAUGACGACGAGGGCAUUUGGGCAUAAUCCCAGCUGUGACAACCAAAGCUCUGAUGUUGUUUUGAGGGAUGAUUCAGUCACUACUGGAGGAGCACAGCAAUGCCAUGAUGUUGAAACACCACCCGACCAAACAUUUAUUACCUCCACCUAAUCAACACUCAGCUAUGGGACCUUUUUUUCCGAUGGGAGAGGAGGGGGCACUCAGGUG
Molecule: messenger RNA, 4208 nt
Organism: Labrus mixtus (cuckoo wrasse)
Lineage: Eukaryota; Metazoa; Chordata; Actinopteri; Labriformes; Labridae
Gene: erc2
Product: ELKS/RAB6-interacting/CAST family member 2
Exons: 21
Coding region: 374-4027 (1217 amino acids)
Biological process (GO): maintenance of presynaptic active zone structure; neuromuscular synaptic transmission; regulation of synaptic plasticity
Cellular component (GO): cytoskeleton of presynaptic active zone
Molecular function (GO): structural constituent of presynaptic active zone
Source: RefSeq, a predicted model, not a curated record